Arabis nemorensis is the source of this 1485-nucleotide messenger RNA. Lineage: Eukaryota; Viridiplantae; Streptophyta; Magnoliopsida; Brassicales; Brassicaceae. The record is from the annotation of a GenBank genome assembly.
AUGGGAUGCAUUUGUUUCAAGCCUUGGCGGCAAGAAUCUUCGCCGUCGAUUACAUCAACGGUCAUCGACGAUCUCGAUAACGACGAUGACUACGACGGACAUUAUCCACUGAUCUUCAGAGAAUUCAGUUUCGAGCAGCUGAGAAUCGCCACCGACGGAUUCUCCGCCGGAAAUAUUGUAUCGGAGCAUAACGAUUGGAUUCCGAACAUUGUGUACAAAGGAAAACUCGGCGACGGUCGUAAAAUCGCCGUUAAACGGUUUAAGAGACUUUCUUGGCCUGAUCCUUUCGUAUUCAUCAAUGAAGCACAAAGUAUUGGGAGAUUGAGGAGUGAACAUAUGGCGAAUUUGAUCGGUUGUUGUUCCGAUGACAACGAGAGAUUGCUUGUUGCUGAGUAUAUGCCUAAUGGAACAUUAGCAAAACAUCUCUUUCACUGGGAGAAAAGACCGAUGAAAUGGGAAACGAGGUUGAAAGUUGCGUUGCAUACCGCUAAAGCUUUAGAGUAUUGUAAUGAUAAAGGAGUAGAUUUAUACCAUGAUCUUAAUCCUUAUAGGAUACUGUUUGAUAAGAUAGGGAAUCCUAAGCUUUCUUGCUUUGGUCUCAUGAAGAAUAAUAGUCAAGAAGGGAAGAAUUAUAGUACCAACUUAGCAUUUGCACCUCCCGAAUAUUUGCGCCUAGGUACUGUGAUACCGGAGAGCGUCACAUAUAGCUUUGGGACCUUGUUAUUGGAUCUUAUGAGUGGCAAACAUAUUCCUCCAAACCAUGCGCUUGAUUUAUUCCAAGGCAAAAACUAUUUGGUGCUAAUGGAUUCAGCUUUGGAUGGUCAGUUCUCUGAUGAAGACAGAACAGAGCUAAUGCACAUAGCUUCUCGAUGUUUGAAGACUGAACCAGAAGAGAGGCCAAGUAUGAAGUUUCUUAUGGCGACUCUUGCUCGAAUUCAGAAACGAGCCGAGUUAUGGCCUAUCAAUGUCAAAAGACUCAUGCCUUCUCCAUCACACAAUCUGCCUGCAAAGACUAAACCUGGAACAGAAACAUUGAAGUUGACUCCUUUUGGAGAUGCGUGUUCGAGACCAGAUCUAAGUAGCAUACAUGAACUACUUGAGAUACUCGGGUAUAGAGAAGAUGAUGGGGUCGCAAAUGAGUUUUCGUUCCAAAUGUGGACGGGCGAAAUGCAAGAGAAUACGGACUACAAGAAGCAUGGAGAUGCCGCAUUUCGUGCUAAAGAUUUUGAUACCGCCAUUGAAUUCUACACAGAGUUCAUGAGUGGAGCUCCUAUGGUGUCACCAACAGUAUUAGCAAGAAGAUGUCUUUGUUACCUAAUGACUGAAAUGUUUAGCGAGGCUCUUAGCGAUGCGAUGCAAGCGCAAGUAGCUUCACCAGAAUGGCCAAUCGCGCUUUACUUACAAGCGGCUUGUCUCUUUAAGCUCGAGAUGGAAGCUGAAGCUAAAGAAGCACUUAGACAUGGUUCUGCUCUUGAAGCUUACUAA